Messenger RNA from Vitis riparia (riverbank grape), 2665 nucleotides. RefSeq names its product splicing factor-like protein 1. The transcript has 2 exons. The record is from RefSeq and is a predicted model, not a curated record. Bases 156 to 2411 code for a protein of 751 amino acids. Gene Ontology annotation, biological process: regulation of mRNA splicing, via spliceosome. Gene Ontology annotation, cellular component: nucleus. NCBI's taxonomy places the organism in Eukaryota, Viridiplantae, Streptophyta, Magnoliopsida, Vitales, Vitaceae. Gene Ontology annotation, molecular function: mRNA binding.
GAAACAGAUACAGACGAAGAGAGGAAGAGCGAACGAAAGCACAGAAAUUUUGCAGUUGCAUUUCGCCUUUGAAGCAAGGGUUUCUCCAGGGGUGCUUUUAUUCCAUGUUCUUGCUUUGAGGAAAAUUGUGUCAUUUGUAUUUCAAGCAUAGCUAGAUGGAGAAACAUGAAGCUUCAUACCUUCCAAGGAUUAGAAAGAAAUAUAGCAUCGAAGUGGAUAAAUCAAACAAGGUAACUACUGUGGAGCUGCGAGCACAAUGUGUUCUCCAGUCCUUUUUAGACAGGGAUGAUGAUGAGAGUGAGGAAUGGGAACUUGACGAAUUUGUUUCUUUAAGCCGUUACAAUGAUGAGAAAGAACGGCCAAUUGAAGAUCCAGAUAUGGAUUCAUUGGGGAAGUCUGUGUCAAAGUCAUCUUCUGAUAGUGACCCUGAUGAAGCUGAGGCCGGGUUGGAAGCCAUUUCUAGAAGUUUGAUUGAAAAUAAGGGGUCACUAGAUGUAAUAGCCAAUGAGCCAGCUCCAUUGCAAGACUUUCAGACACUAAAGAAGUGCAAGCAAGAUGAAUCAUCAAACCUUGAAGCAGACGUUGGGUCUGUAGUUGCAGAUCUCCAUGAUAAAUCUGGGGUUCCUAUGGCACCUGUUACUGAUGAAAGUGCCUCUGAAAAUCAGGAGCAUGCAGGAAGUUCUGGGAAACGAAGGCUUAGUAGAAGGGACCAAAAACCUGAAGUAGAUGGGGAAACUGAUGAAGGCAAUAGGACUCGCAAAAGAAGGAAAACCAGGUGGACUGGUGAUGAUUCUCAAUUAAAAAUACUUGGUCCUAUUCAACUACCUAGCUUCGUGAAAGACUUUGUUACAUCUGAUCUGGAUCCAGAAAUUCAGGAGUUGAAAGUGGAACUGUUUGAGAUAAAUAGCAAGUUGCAAAGACCAGAGCUUCAUGAUGACUGCCCCAAGGAAGACAGAUCUCCUUCUCCAGAGCCAGUGUAUGAUUACCUUGGUAAUAGAAAAAAUACAAGGGAUGUAAGGCUCCGUGAAAAACUCAUCAAGAAGCGUCAAUGUAUCAUUUCCAGGUUGAUUGGGAAGAACUCCACCUUUAAACCUGCUGCUGACUACAAGCCACCAAAGCUCAUUAAGAAACUCUACAUUCCGGAGAAAGAAUACCCUGAUUAUAAUUUUGUUGGUCUUAUAAUUGGUCCACGGGGAAAUACUCAAAAGAGGAUGGAGAAGGAAACUGGGGCUAAGAUUCUUUUAAGGGGUAAAGGUUACUCCUUGAAAACGCCACGCAGAACUAAAGCUUCUGAUAAUGAAGAUUUACAUGUCCGUAUAGAGGCUGAUAACCAAAAUUCCUUUGAUGCAGCUGUAAGAAUGGUUGAGAAACUACUAAUUCCAAUUGACCGUGGAAUAAAUGCUCACCAACAAGCCCAAUUAUUGGAGCUUGGCAAACUGAAUGGAGAACGAAACAAAAAUAUGUGCCGAUGCUGCUAUGACGAAGGGCAUCCACAUUAUGCCUGCCCUCACCUACAAUCUACUUUUCAAAGCUCGCUCUCUUGUGACAUUUGUGGCAGCAACAACCAUGCCACACCCUCUUGCCCUUUGAUAGCAUCAUCUCAAGGUAGCAACUCUCUGUGGGGUUCAUCUGGGCUUGAAAUUGGUUCAACCCCAGACACACAAAGCAAACCCAAUAAAGAAACCAGUGAUGCAGAUCUCUAUGUUGGUUAUCUUCCUCAAACUAUGGACGAGAAUUGUUUAGCAGAGUUGUUUGCUCCAUUCGGUAAGAUUGCUAAAACAAAAGUGAUUAAGGACCGAGCCACAGGUAUCAGUAGAGGCUAUGGCUUUGUUAAAUUUGAAAAUCCUGCUCAUGCUGCUUUGGCUUUAUCCCACAUGCAUGGGUACAAAAUUGAUGGGAAGACAUUGGCAGUAAGGGAGGGUACACGCCAAUGGGUCACAGGAUCCUCAGUUUUGAGCCCUGAUCCAAAUCACCCUGGGUCAAUAGCAGCUUCUCAAGAUGCCGUGCGUCAGACUGGUUUCCCUGUUCCACCGGGGUCAUUGCUACCGCAACAUCAAACCAUGUUUCCUGAAACUAAGAGAAUGGCUUUGCCUCCUCCUGCCACCUACCACUUGGGGCCGUUUGAUUUUUUCCCUAAAAGCAAGGGAUUGGGUUUUCCUCCUGUGUACAGCAUCUUGAACUCGCAGGGUAGAAGUGGCUUCGAAUAUGGUUACAUUGCUACCCAAGUUCCAUUCUCGUCACCUAGUUCACUUUUACAGUUUCCUGGGGAUCCUAGCUACCCUGGUUCCCAAUUUAAGUCAUAUUUUGCCACAGAGACAUCCAACCCAUCCUCAUCAUUCAAAAUCAGCCCAACCCCAGGAAGUAAUCUGAAACCUAUUCCUUGGCCAAUCACCCAUCUUACACAGUGGUGAACCUUGGAAGUUGUAGAAUCUUCAUAACUUGGUGGGCGGUUCUUCUCAGAACUGUGUUAAAGUAGUGGAUACUCAUGGUGCAGCCACCAGAGCUUCAUCUCAUUCCCUCAGUAUUGUAUAGAAUUCUAAUUCUUGGUCUUUUUUUUUUUUUUUUUGUUCCCUUUUUGUUUGCCUUUCAUGUUGCAAUCUGGUGUUGAGAUGAUGUUGUAAAUUUGUAAAACUGGAAUCGACUUAGCCUUAUAUGGCAUUUCAUU